Messenger RNA from Schistocerca serialis cubense, 360 nucleotides. Its product is annotated as acanthoscurrin-1-like. The transcript is spliced from 2 exons. Lineage: Eukaryota; Metazoa; Arthropoda; Insecta; Orthoptera; Acrididae. The record is from RefSeq and is a predicted model, not a curated record. The coding region runs from base 1 to 360 and encodes 119 amino acids.
AUGUCACAGAUGUCGAUGUGCCUGGCUGCUGCUGCUGUGUGGAUGGUUGCUGGCACAUCGUGGCAAGUGUUGGACCAGGAUGCUGUUGAACUCCUGGCAAUGUGGAUAUCCACAAACCAAGGUGCUGCUGCUGUUGCAUGGCUGGCUGUGGUGCUAAUCGACCUGGUGACAAUGGGCAAUCCGGAGGUGUCAGCGUCCCAGCAGGCGGGCGGCGGCAUCCCGUGGGGCGGUAAUGUCAUCGCCAGGGGCGGCAGCGGCAGUGGAGGCACCGGUGGUGGCAGAGGCGUCAACGGUGCUGGUGGCUGGGACAUGCUCGCGAGCGGCAGCGGAGGUGACGGCGGAGUUGGAGGCAGUGUAUGA